Phlebotomus papatasi is the source of this 3584-nucleotide messenger RNA. It is a transcript of the gene Parp1, whose product is annotated as poly [ADP-ribose] polymerase. The transcript has 7 exons. The record is from RefSeq and is a predicted model, not a curated record. Bases 141 to 3104 code for a protein of 987 amino acids. Gene Ontology annotation, cellular component: nucleus. Lineage: Eukaryota; Metazoa; Arthropoda; Insecta; Diptera; Psychodidae. Gene Ontology annotation, molecular function: zinc ion binding; NAD binding; DNA binding.
UUUUGCGCGCAUUUUUGCGUUGAGUGCAUUUGGUCUGUGUCGGUGCAUUAUCUGUCUGCGUUUUCUGUGUGAAUUUCACAAUAUUUUUGUGCUAAUUUCCAGGCCAGGUGAAUAUUGAUUACAAUCUUAUCAAUUGAAGAAUGGAUCUUCCGUUCCAGGCUGAGUAUGCGAAGUCAAAUCGAGCAGCUUGCAAAGGAUGCAAGAACAAAAUUGAUAAGGGUGAAUUGAGGUUAGCGGUGAUGGUGCAGUCGGCUUUUCAUGAUGGAAAACAACCAAAUUGGUUCCACGCAAAGUGCUUCUUCUUGAAACAGCGUCCAACGUCAGAGGGAGACAUUGCCGGGUUCGCGACGCUCCGUAUUCAAGAUCAGGAAUUUAUCACCAAGGAAAUGGCAAAUUUGGUCCCUGGCGGAUCUACUUCCGGAGGCAAGGGCAAGAAGCGUAAAGCGUCAAAUACUGUCAUCAGAGAUUUUGGAGUUGAAUAUUCCAAAUCUGACCGAGCUACAUGCUGCGGGUGUCAGCAGAAAAUCCUUAAGGCAGAAGUACGGAUCAAAAAAAUUGUUUACGAUACAGAAGUUGGGAUGAAAUUUGGAGGUCAACCACUUUGGCAUCAUGUUGAAUGCUUUGCCCAGUGUCGCGCAGAUUUGAUGUACUUCACUACUGGCGAUCAACUUCCCGGAUACAAUUCUCUUUCCAAGGAAGACAAGGCGGUGGUGAAGAAAGCUCUUCCCGCUGUUAAAGAAGCUGAUAUGCCGGUGGCCCUUAAAAAGGCCAAAGUGGAGAAGGAAGAUAAAGAUGAUGUUGAGACUAAAGAAAAAAUCAAGAAGCAAAAUGAUAAGUUUUACAAGCUACGUAAAUUGCUAGAGGAUUCCAAAUUGACCAAGAAUGAAUUGUCUGAGAUAUUGGAGCACAACAAACAGGAUAUUCCUGAAGGAAAAGAUGCUAUAAUGAAUCUUGUUUGCGAUAUUAUCACCUUUGGAGCAUUGAAGCGAUGCAAGGAAUGCAAGGGACAGUUGAUUUUUAAAGACAAUGGUUAUAAGUGUACGGGAUCAAUUUCUGAAUGGGCUCAUUGUGAGAAUGUUGAGAGGGAACCAUCGCGUUUUAAGGCAAAAAUUCCUGAGAAUCUUGUGAAGAAGUAUGGUUUGGAGAAGGUAAAGCCCAAAGUGGAGGCACGUGUGUUCAAAUACUAUGCCGUGAGUGCUGCUGUUGCACAGUCAAUGGUGAAGAAGGAGAAUGGGAAUGAUGUAGCUGAUGGACCGAAAGUUGUGCGUGAAAAAGGAAAAUUGUACAAUAUGGAAUUUUUCUUGAUUGGCAAACUUAAACGGUCUAAGGAUGAUAUUCGUGCUGCUCUAAGGCCAUUUGGUGGUCGUGUAGGAUCACGAUUGCAUGAAAAUACCAUGGCAGUAAUAUCGACGGAGAAGGAAGUUGAGAGGAUGUCGAGUAAAAUGGAAGAAGCGAUGAAUUGGAAAAUUCAAGUGAUACCAGAAACAUUCCUCGAUGAAAUUGCCACUAUUGAUGUGUUUCAGUACAUCAUGUCUAAUAGUAUUUGUGAUUGGGGUGCAGAUCCAGCAACAAGGGCUAAGGCUGAAGAGACUAAGUCCAAAUCAAAGAGUAUCUAUGAGAAAUCAGUGCCAAAAUCCAUGACAGUACGCUUGAAGAAUGGUUCAGCUGUUGAUCCAGAUUCGGGAUUGGAUGAUGUGGCCCAUGUCUACAAGGAGGGAAAAACCCAUUGGACUUGUGUGCUGAGCAAGACGGAUGUGCAGAAACAGAAAAAUUCCUACUACAAACUUCAACUUUUGGAGGCGGACAAUAAUCGUCAGUAUUGGGUUUUUCGUGCCUGGGGACGCAUUGGGACGACUAUUGGGGAUCAUAAGUUGAGCAACUAUAGAGAUUUGGAUAGGGCAAAAGAAGAAUUUGAGGAUCAGUAUCUCGAUAAGACGGGAAAUUAUUGGGGAAUGAAGAAUAUGUUUCAGAAGAUGCCGAAUAUGUAUUAUGAGUUGGAACUUGAUUUUGGUGAAGAUGGAUCGAAGAUGUCAAUGGAGAGUGACAUUCCAUCUAAAUUGGCAGCACCCGUGCAGAAUCUCAUAAAGAUGAUCUUUGAUAUUAAUGCCAUGAAGAAGGUAAUGUUGGAAUAUGAAUUGGAUAUGGAUAAGAUGCCGCUGGGAAAAUUGAGUGAGAAACAGAUUCGAUCGGCAUAUGGGGUCCUUACAGAAUUGUCGGAACUUGUUGCAAAAGGUGGAAGCAAUGCAAAGUUUGUUGAUGCUUCCAAUCGCUUCUUCACGCUCAUUCCGCAUAAUUUUGGCGUGAAGACUCCUCCAGUGUUGGACAAUGCUGAGGAGAUCAAUGCUAAAAUUUCCAUGCUGGAUAGUUUGCUGGAGAUUGAAGUGGCUUAUAGCUUGUUAAAAGUUGAUGCAGCAUCGGGAGUCAAUCCCAUCGAUAGUCACUAUGAACAACUCAAAACGGAUCUUACAGUCCUGGAUAAGGACUCUGAGGAAUUUGCCAUUUUGGCCAAAUAUGUCAAGAAUACUCAUGCAGCCACUCACAAUAUGUAUGAAUUGGAGAUUGAGGAUAUCUUCAAGGUGAAGAGAAAGGGUGAAGAUCGUCGGUACAAGCCGUUCAAGAAACUCCACAACAGACAACUCCUCUGGCACGGAUCACGUCUCACCAAUUACGCUGGAAUUCUCUCUCAUGGACUCAAAAUUGCCCCACCAGAAGCUCCUGUCACGGGCUACAUGUUCGGAAAGGGAAUUUACUUUGCCGAUAUGGUUUCCAAAUCGGCCAAUUACUGCUGUACAUCUUCCCAAAAUAACACCGGACUUAUGUUGCUGUGUGAAGUUGCCCUGGGAGAAAUGCAGGAAUACACAACGGCAAACUACGUCACUAAGCUUCCAAGUGGGAAGCACAGUGUUAAGGGUGUCGGAAAGUCAUUCCCGGACCCAAAACAGAAUUUCAAGAGAGAAGAUGGAGUGGAGAUUCCACUAGGAACCGCUAUUCAGAAUGGAGAAGUGAAGAGAACUUCACUUCUCUACAACGAGUACAUUGUAUACGACGCAGCUCAGGUCAACAUUCAAUACCUCUUCAAUAUGAAGUUUAAGUACCGCUUCUAAACACGGGUGACACGAUAACUUGUUUUCGAUACUAUCGACUGUCGAUUCUGAAAAAUUUAAACGAUAGCUGCACUUCCUGUGGCUAAUAGAGAUUAUUAUCAACAGCCACAUUCGUUUAAGUAUGUCAAAAUGAAUGAUCCAACAAUGCGCAGAAAGUCGACAUUCACUUCAUCCAACAGAUAUAGAUUUAUCGAUACUAUCGAUUCGAUAGUAUCGAAAACUUAUCAUUCCGCCCCAGGUAAGAAUUUCAGCGAAUUAAUUCACCAAAACUAUUUUUGUUUUUCUUUUUCACUAUUACAUUUAUGUUUUUUUUUUUUUUGUUAAAUUCUAAGUCUAUGUAAGUUGAUUUUGUUCGGAUUGAAUUUGUCCCUUGGGAUCAGGCAAUGUCCCAUCUUCAUGUUUAAUGGUAUGCGCUGAAAGAAUAUGAAACAAAUUAAUAAUAAAAUGAAAUUCCAAUAAAACCAUUUCAAAGAUUUCAAA